AUGGACAACCGGCCCGCCUCCGAGUACGCACAGCAAGGUUCGCACCACCCAAACACCGUCACCGACGCACCUUCUGAACAAAAACCUGCAGACCAAAAUUCUGCUGCUGCUGCUCACUACACCCCGCAACCCGAGGUCCGCCCUACGCCGCAGUACACGCCGCAGCCUGAGGUGCGACCCAAUAUUUCCUCGGCCAACACCCCUCAGUCGGACUACGGUUUGAACCCUCCGCCGACCGCCCGCUCGCCUGCCUACCAGGACUACCUUCACCGUCCUCCCCAGUCAUACGCCCCCAACUCCCAACCGGGCGCUGCGGCAGGUAUGGCUCAAGCAACAAGUCCGUUCAUCAACACCUUGCCUACGGGCCCGCGCAGUCCGCACUCAAAGUCUGACGCGCCCGUUCCUAUAGAUCCUUCGCUUCCGGCCAACAGCCCCACCUACCCUCCCCCUACUCUCCCUAUCAGCCUCAGGGGCACGAGAUGGCGCAGUACCAGGGUCACCCCCCCUCCGCCUCAGCAUAUGUAUGCGCGCCCGGAUUGGCCGCAUAGCUAUGGACAACAGCAUCAUGGAUUGCCGGGACCUUACGCCUCCCCGGCCACAACGGUCUACUCAUUUGUCCCAAUUCCUGGCGCACAACAGCACAAGCGUCCUCGUCGCCGUUACGAGGAAAUUGAGCGCAUGUAUAAGUGUGGAUGGAACGGAUGUGAGAAAGCAUAUGGUACUCUAAACCAUUUGAAUGCACACGUGACUAUGCAGUCGCAUGGCGCGAAGCGCACUCCUGAGGAAUUCAAGGAAAUCCGCAAGGAAUGGAAGGCUCGCAAGAAGGAGGAAGAGGCUCAGCGCAAGGCUAUUGAGGAGCGUGAGCGUGCUGCCGCUCAGGCUGCCCAGGCCAACCAGGUCGAGCCUCCCAACCCUUCUGACCCAUCCCACGGACAGCCACCUGCCUACGCCGGUGGAGUCCGCCCUCAACUCCCUCCGAUCGGCUACCAGCCUGCGGAUAGCCAGCCCCCCAGCCAGUACGGUGGUCCCCCUGGCAGUGGCAUGGUCUACCAGAACAAUGCACAGAUGGCCUACCCUCCCAACUACCCUCACUCUCCCUACCAGAGCGGACCUGUGUACCCGCAACAGACUCAAUCCGCCAACUAUCCGCAAUAA
This is a messenger RNA of Penicillium mononematosum, 1155 nucleotides long. Its product is annotated as putative C2H2 transcription factor (Con7). The record is from RefSeq and is a predicted model, not a curated record. Gene Ontology annotation, biological process: regulation of DNA-templated transcription. The transcript has 4 exons. Bases 1 to 1155 code for a protein of 384 amino acids. NCBI's taxonomy places the organism in Eukaryota, Fungi, Ascomycota, Eurotiomycetes, Eurotiales, Aspergillaceae.